Molecule: messenger RNA, 5082 nt
Organism: Saccoglossus kowalevskii
Lineage: Eukaryota; Metazoa; Hemichordata; Enteropneusta; Harrimaniidae
Source: RefSeq, a predicted model, not a curated record
AUGGGUAAUGGAGCCUCUCUGAAGAGGAACUCUCUGGCUGGUAGCAGAGCUAAGCCAUGGAGUUACUGGGCAAGCGUCAAGACACAUCGCAUGAUGCAUCUAGCCACAUUAGCCAUGCGUCAAAAUCUACGACAUGGUUACUAUAACCUGUGGUCAGUACCUCGUGAAUUGCGUGCCCCAUGGCAACAAAUUUUAUUUGAGGCGUCCAAAAAUCUACAAAUGCAACGUGUUCAUGCAAAGUUACUGAAACCGGUGUUCGAUGACGAAUAUUUAGCAUUACUUGAAGGUAAAAUUCCUGGGAAAAACUUUCAACGUUCCGGGAAAGAGGUGUGGGUUUUUAUGAGUUCUACAUUUACUGAUACUCGCAUUGAACGUGAUUUGCUAAUGGAGGAUGUUUAUCCAUUCAUCAGACAAUAUUGUCGUCAUAUUGGAUUGAUUUUCAAUGUCGUUGAUUUACGUUGGGGAGUCCGAAAAGAGCGUUCUGAUCAGCAUGAGGCAGUUGAUAUUUGCAUGAAAGAAGUUACAAGAUGCAGACAGAACUCUGUUGGUCCAUAUUUUGUUGGAAUUGUUGGAAAUAAGUAUGGAUUCCAGCCAAUUCCAAGCAGUAUAGAGAAAAGCAUUUUUGAGAAGUUAAUCAAUUAUCUUGAGAGUGUACCUAGCAAAGACACCGAAGACACCAGAAUAAUCAGUUUACUCAAACAAUGGUAUCUAUUGGACACCAACAAUGUGGUAUCUGAGUACAUCUUACAACCAGUUUCUUAUAAAUACCCGGGAUAUCUGAUUGGUGAUAAGAAGGAUAUUGAAUCAUGGCACAAAGACAGUGAAGAUAUGCAAUUAGCAUUGAGAAAGGCCGCUAAUCAGGUCCAAUUAGCAAGCAAAAAAUAUCAAGAGUUCAAUAUUUCAAUUACUGAAAUGGAGUUCCAAGGUGCUCUCGAUGACGAUUCCAUUAAUGAAGACCAACACAGACAUUAUUUUUUCAUGCGUUCACUGCAUGGAUUUGAUGAACACCAUCCUAUGUCUUACAAAUACAUUGAUAAAGAUGGCAAGCGAGUGGAUUUUGAAGCUCAAAGAAAGUUAGAAAGACUUAAAAAGGGAAUUGAGGAGAUAAUUCCAUCAAAAAACAUCAGUAGGUAUACAUUACAGUGGAAUGGGGAGGAUGAAGACAAUAUUAAUGUGGAAGAAAAUAAAGAGAAGCUUCGAAUGUUUUGUGAUCAAUUUUGUUCAUAUAUGGUGGAAUCCAUACAGGCAGCUGCUGCUUCCCUGGGUGGACCUGAUGAUCCAGUGUAUGAUGAAGUAUAUCAACACAAUAGUUUCUGUGCUGAUAGAAGUGAUUAUUUUAUUGGUAGAAAGAAUCUAGUGGAAACUGUUAUGCAAUAUCUUUCACAAUUACAUGGGAAUUUACCAUUUGUCAUACAUGGUAUCAGUGGAAGCGGAAAAACAUCUAUUAUUGCGAAAACUUUCACGUCAUCUCUGCAGAAUUGGGAAUCAAACGACACUGGCAGACCAGUUCACAUUGUACGAUUCCUUGGGACAAGUCCAGCCUCUAGUAAUGUACGUGAUCUGUUACACAGUAUAUGUAAACAGUUAUGCUAUAUUCAUGGACUUGAUGUUUCUUCUGUGCCUUAUGAUUAUGAUAAAUUGUGUAAUAAAUUUAUGGAGCUGAUAAUGAUGGCGUCAUCAGACAUUCCACUCAUGUUGUUCCUGGAUUCAUUGGACCAGCUAUCAGAUGAAGAUGAUGGUCGAGAUCUAAGAUGGCUACCUGUCACAUUACCAGAAUACGUACACAUUGUUGUCAGCACUAGACCAUAUGCAGGUGGUUGUCUGGCUGCAUUACAGAUUGCAAUAACAUCAAGAGAGCAGUACCUAGAGGUGCAGCCAUUAGCAGAAAGAGACCAGUCAAGCAUGCUGGGUUCUCUUCUAAAAAAUUCAAACAGGUCUCUGACUCCAGCUCAGAAGCAGCGGGUAUUGACAGCAUAUGAGGACAACAAACCCACUGCUUUAUAUUUAAAGUUAGCAACGGAUAUCGCCUUGAAAUGGAAGUCAUAUACGGAUAUUGCAGACUGUCAUCUUGCACCAACAACAGUGGGGUUAAUUACACAACUUUUCAAAGAAUUGGAAGGUGAACAUGGUGAAGUUUUUGUCAGUCGUGCCUUAGGUUACAUCACUGCUGCUCGAAAUGGUCUCUCAGCCAAUGAACUUUUAGAUAUUCUGUCAUGUGAUGAUGUGGUUCUUGAUGAUGUCUUCCAAUACCAAUCACCACCUGUGAGGAGACUACCUCCUUUGUUAUGGCUGAGAUUGAAAAGUGAUUUAGGAAAUUAUCUUGUUGAAGGCAGUACAGAUGACACAAUUGUCUACAGAUGGUACCAUUAUUUGUUUAUUGAGGUAGCAAAACAAAGGUACUUGAGAGAACUAGGAACUCAGUUACACCAAUCCUUGGCUAACUAUUUCAUGGGAAGGUGGGCACACUCUCCUAAACCAUACCGUAGCAAACAAACCGGUAAAACAAUGUCAGCUUUACGAGGAGUGCCUGAACAACCUCUGAUUCUGGAUAUGAACAAAGAAACCAACAUGACAAUAAAUAAAGAUGGCAGUGCAAUACAUAAUAAACGCUACAACUUGCGAACACUGACAGAGUUGCCACACCACCUCAUAGAAGGAAAUAUGUGGGCAGAAGCUGAAGAGAUUAUGUGCAAUAUUCCAUGGUUAGAGGCAAAGUGUAUGAUUGGGAGGACUUAUGAAACCUGCCUAGAACUUGCACAGGCAUCAAUGAAAUGUGAUACAAGUGGUAAUAAGUUGGACCAUUUCUAUAAAUUUAUGAGAGCUAACAGCCAUGUGUUACAACAGCAGCCUGAUCUGAUCUGCCAACAAGCCUUGAAUCAACCAGACACCUCCGCCUGCUGUCAGAUAGCAAAGGAGUAUCUCCGAGAACACCAUUAUAGAAUGCAGUGUUGGAUUGAUAUGUCAAAAAAACAGACUGCCAGUCCUUUGGUGUUAACAUUGCACCAUCCAUCGGCUGUCACACUGUGUGUCUUAUCUCGACAAUGUCAGUACUUGGCAGCGGCUUGCAGCGAUAAAACAUUGAGAGUAUGGCAGGUAGCCAACGGUGAGCAUUUAAUGACAGUGGAAUGCGAUGCAGUAGCCGCCAUAUUCCCAUCACAUCAUAACUGGUUGGUCGUUGCCGAACACAACAAUCUUAAGAUAUUUGGGAUGGGUCAAGGUGGCACUUCCAAAGGGAAACUGAUGAAGGUGAUACAUGUGGACGUGGAUCACAUUCCAGCUAUGUUUAUACCAAAGAAUAACAAAGAGAUUCAUAUGGUGUCGUUUGGGAAAUUCUAUAAAUUCAGUAGUUUAUCUGGUAAAAUGUUACAGAAGAAAGAAUUGAAGACUCGUCCAAAAGCUGUGUGUUUUUCACCAGAUGGUAAAUGCCUCGCCGUCGUCAGCUCACAGAUUUACACAAGGAGUUGUACUACAGACGCUGAGAUAAAGGUAUUUGCAGCAGAUAAACUACCGACUGAUUUGACAAAUUCUAAGAUUGCAUAUUCUGCGGAUGGUAAACGCUUGAUAGCCGUUUUGCCAAAUGGUACAUUCAUAUGGAAUAAUUAUAGUAGUUCUCCAAAUCCAAUCAAAAGACUCUCAAUUAAUUGCCUUUAUCCUUGGAUCUCGUUUGCACCAAAUCUAGAUUUCAUAGUGACACCCGAGUACAAUAAGUUAUCGAUUUGUUGUCUAUCGCCCUCUGUUGGCUGGGCUACGAUAGAGGAACACACAGCAGUCGUGAAAUCAUGUCAUUUUCAACAAGGAGUACAUAAACAGAGUACAUUGGCAGCAUCCUCUAGUGAAGAUGGUACUGUUAGGAUAUGGGAUACUGCCUAUAUCAGGCCUGAUACAGGAGCUGACAAAGAAAUGCCGAGUCAUGGUGGUGCUGUGAAUUCCUGCGUGUAUUCCAACGAUGGCGCUAAAGUUGCAUCGUCAAGCACUGGUAAUAGUUGCUGGGUGUGGUCAACUACAUCAACUCCUCCUAAGUUGUACAAGAUUCUGAAACCACCACAUUCUUGUACCAUUGGUAAAGUAGCAUGUUUUUCUGAAGAUGGUCAUUUUGUGGCGUCGUAUUGCUCACUGGGGAUUGAUGUAUGGAAUCUGAAUAGUUCAACUGAUCACUAUGAUAGUACAACUAUAAGUGGAGAACACAGAUUACUUCCUUACAUCAAUCCAAGUCACUUAUUUACGAUCUUCAACCAAGAUGGAUUAUAUUCCUGUUUCACUCCUAGUAACAGACCUGGAAUACUAAUCCUUUAUCCCAUUCUGACGGCGGAGAUCCUGGAACAAUGGAAAAAUCACAAGGAUAAUCCAAAUUUCUAUGGAUAUAAUCCAUAUCCUUUGGAAUUUGAUCACGGACAAGGAUUUCAGAUUACUGCUGCUGCAAUGUGCAGCUCUGGGGAAGUCUUAGCAUCCAUUCAAGUACCAUUACGUGCCUAUUUCCAAACAAACAAAGAACAGCAAUACUACAUCAUGGCAGCACCAGAAGUUAUAUUAUGGGAUAUAACAACACAACAAACAAUAUGGCGUUGUCAGUUGCCUAGCAACCUCACUAAACAUCAUGGCAUCAUAUUUGACGAAUCAAGUCCAGUUAUACUGAUGCAACAAAAAGUCUCAGAAACUCGUAAACCAUCAGCAAGAAUGAGACGCCAUAAGAUAGAUACGAAUGAUGUUGCAGUCAGUGAAAAAAUUCCUGAGGCAAUCAUACGAGUUUUUGAUGGUCAAAUAGGUGAAAUAGUUGACACGUACUCUGAAACUGGCGAAUACUCACACUUGUUUCAAGCGACACAGUUUGCCGCACUCAAUGGCCAUAUGACACGACUGAACCACUUUCACAAACUGAACGGUUGGCUUCUUGGUGGGAUUAUCAAUGGCGUACUACGGAUAAUAGAGAUUGCGACGGGUCAAACCGCAACCCGGUUUGUGCUUACGAAUACAAGAGUAACUGCGUUUAGCAUGUCAAUAGAUCGGAAGUUUGCUGUGGUAGGGUGUGCCAAUGGUGAAGUACAUUUCCUGCGAAUGGCACUUGUGAAAGGCAAUACUUUAUAA